Messenger RNA from Podospora pseudopauciseta, 2334 nucleotides. RefSeq lists its product as uncharacterized. The transcript has 2 exons. NCBI's taxonomy places the organism in Eukaryota, Fungi, Ascomycota, Sordariomycetes, Sordariales, Podosporaceae. The record is from RefSeq and is a predicted model, not a curated record. Gene Ontology annotation, biological process: DNA-templated transcription; positive regulation of transcription from RNA polymerase II promoter by galactose. Gene Ontology annotation, cellular component: nucleus. Gene Ontology annotation, molecular function: zinc ion binding; DNA-binding transcription factor activity, RNA polymerase II-specific; RNA polymerase II cis-regulatory region sequence-specific DNA binding. The coding region runs from base 214 to 2334 and encodes 706 amino acids.
GCGCCAUCUUACCGUUGUGACGUCAGUUGAGUUGAAAGCCAAGCUCCUCCUUCCCGAUUAGUGCACCACAUGCAGCUUUGAUAGGCUGCCCUGUCCCACGCGCGCUAUCUAAUCUUUUUGCACCCCCCGCAGCGUUUCCUUCAUUUUUCCACAAUAACAACGACCGUGUUGAAUCAAGAGAAAAAAAAAGAAAAGAAAAAGAAAAAAAAACGGAUGGAAACCAGAGCCGGCGGCCUCGUCCGGUCCCGCGUCGCCAACGCGUGCGACACGUGCAAGCAGCGCAAGAUCCGGUGCAGCGGCGUGUUGCCGUGCGGGUACUGCGUCCGCCGCCGGGACCCCGACAGUUGCCGGUACACCGCCCCGCGUGUGAGGCGUCCGAGGCCGUCAACCACCACCACCACCGCGGGCCACCGCGGGGAUGAUGUGAGGAGUUCUGUUUCGCAUGCUUCUGGGUCGCCGGGGGCGGCUUCAAAUCAUUCGGUUGUGCGAAUCGGUGCGCCGGUGCAGCAGCAGCACCACCACCGGAUUGAGGAGCAACAUCCGUUGGAAGAGCACGAGGACACCGAGGUGCCGAGGGAGGCGAGGCUGCUGUGUGACGCGCAGGGGAAGCUGGUCUUUAUCGGGGACUGCGCGCCGCUGUCGUUUUUCCAGACGGUGAGGAGGCUGGUGACCACACGGGUGGAUGCGCAUGCUUUUGCGCCCGAGACGGGGGGGUACUCGGCGCUGGAGAAUGCAUCUUCCAGGCCGUCGGUGUCGUCUGGUUACGGGGCGUUGCCGCCGCGGGUGAGGAUUGAGAUCGGGCCUGCUGCGGUGGGGGCGUAUUUGGAGGUUACGAGGGGGUUGAUUGAUUUGUUUGAGGAUGAUGCGAGGCUGGAGAGGGAUAUUAUCGAGUGGGCUGCGGAGGAUCAUGGGGAUGAUGCUCUGGCUGGGGCGGUUAAUUAUUUGGUGUUGGCGAUUGGGUGUCAGAAGAUUGAGAAGGGGGGUGAAGGGACGGGGCAGCAGUAUUUUGACUACGCGAGGAACGUGGCGCUUGCGAGUUUAGGGGGGAAUUUGGGAGUGGCGAGCGUGCAGGUUUUUAUACUUAUCACGCUGUACUCGCUGGGGGCGUGUCAGAUUAAUGCCGCGUUUUUGUUCUUUGGGCUGGCGGCACGGGCAGCGCUGUCGAUAGGGGUGCAUAGGACCGCGGUCAAUGCGAGGUUCGGGCCCGACAUUCACAGGCAGAGGGACAGGUUGUGGAAGAGCCUGAGGGUGGUGGACUUGUUCUUGUCGACGUCGAUGGGGAGACCGCCAGCGACAUCGGAUGUGGACUGUACGGUGCCGUACAGACAGCCGGACGAAAACGGGAGGGAGAAGUUUGAUCUGUUGAACGCGUCGGUACAGAUAUUCCUGGUGAUCGAGAGUGUCGUGGUGGAGGUAUAUUCGAGGAGGAAAAUCUCGCCGAGGUUGACCGAGGGGAUAUCGAGAGAGCUGAGAGGGUGGUCAGGGCAAUGGUUGGAGAGGUUGAAGGAGGUAGUGGAGGAUAAUGAGGAAGGUGACGUCGAUGCUGGAGUGGUGAAUGGUGCCUGCCAGGUGCUGGCCUCGUAUUAUUACGCAGUGAUGCUGGUCUCGAGGCCAUUCUUGAUGGUGGAGCUACAUCGAAGGCUUUCCGAUGGAUGUUCGUCACCGACCACGACUUCGGGAAAGUCGAAGCUUGCGGAUGCCUGCAUCGACGCAGCAAUACUGAUGGUUGAACCCAUUCAGGACCUGAUCGAUAGAGGUCUGAUGACAAGACGAGCACCUGUUAUCGUGUCAUGGCUGUUUGCCUCCUCGCUCGUCCUCGGUGUCGGUCUUAUUGGCGGGUUUGGUCGCAUCAUCGAGAAGUACUGCCGCGCUGCCAUUACCGCUCUCGAAUACUUUGCGCAAACCGACACCCACGCGGUUCAAUACUCGCUCAUUGCCAAGUCAUUACUCAGCACAGCACUAGAAUACCUGGAAACGAAGGAGAUACAGGAGCGGGCACGCAGGACAGCGAGCUCGUCACAGCUGUUUGGGCUCAUACCACGAACUCCUCGGGGAAGCGAUGGCGGUCUUGACGGGCCACAAUCCAAAACAAACCAAGCUGCAGGACCGGGAGAAAGCAGCAGCAAGCCAGACAAGCCCCAUCCAUCCCAAGACGAUGCUGUGAUGCAACGCUUUGGCUUCGACUUUGAGUCUACGUUUUUGGGGAUGACAGGAACACCCGAGUUUUCUGUCUUUAGCGGCUUUGAAGAAAAUGCCGACCAAACCUUUGGGGCCCUAAACCUGUUCCCGCUUCUUGAUGGGGAUGGGCAUAUCGACUUGGCCAGCUACUUUUGA